This is a messenger RNA of Syzygium oleosum, 1600 nucleotides long. RefSeq names its product chalcone synthase 2-like. Lineage: Eukaryota; Viridiplantae; Streptophyta; Magnoliopsida; Myrtales; Myrtaceae. Gene Ontology annotation, molecular function: acyltransferase activity, transferring groups other than amino-acyl groups. The record is from RefSeq and is a predicted model, not a curated record. The transcript is spliced from 3 exons. Bases 152 to 1327 code for a protein of 391 amino acids. Gene Ontology annotation, biological process: polyketide biosynthetic process.
UCACGUGACAAUAAGGUCCCGAAGUCAUAUCACGAGACACGCACGUGAAGCCCAACCACCACCCCUCAGCCUCUCUUGAAUAUAAAUCCCACCCCUCUCCCAAAGUUCACCUGUGCCACCACACGCCCAAAGAGAAUCACUUGCAGCAAAAAUGGUGAGCGUCGAGGAAUUCUGCCGUGCCCAGAAAUCACAAGGCCCUGCCACGAUCCUGGCCAUCGGAACGGCGAACCCCCCAAACGUUUACGAGCAGAGCACGUUCCCAGAUUAUUUUUUUCGAAUCACCAAGUCCGAACACAUGACACAGCUGAAAAGCAAGUUCAAGCGCAUGUGUGAAGGGUCCAAGAUCAAGAAGAGGUACCUGCACUUGACGGAGGAGAUGGUGAAAGAGCACUCGAACAUGUGUUCGUCCACGGAACCCUCCUUGGAUGUAAGGCAAGACAUUUUGGCGGUGGAAGUGCCGAAGCUAGGGAAAGAAGCAGCAGCCAAGGCCAUCAAGGAAUGGGGGCAGCCCAAGUCCGAGAUCACCCACCUGGUGUUCUGCACCUACGGCGGCAACGACAUGCCGGGCUGCGACUACCAGCUCACCAAGCUCUUGGGCCUCCGCCCAACCGUCAAGCGGUUCAUGAUGUACCAGGUGGGUUGCUACGGUGGCGGCAUGGUCGUCCGCCUCGCCAAGGACCUCGCCGAGAACAACAAGGGGGCUCGCGUCCUCGUCGUGUGCGCCGAGAUCACCAUGGCCGCCUUCCACGGGCCCAACGAGGCCUUCAUGGACAACCUCCUGGGCCACGCCCUGUUCGGCGACGGCGCCUCCGCGCUCAUCGUGGGCUCAGACCCCGUCCCGGAAAUCGAGAGGCCCCUGUACGAGAUUAUCUCCGCGUCCCAGACCCUCAUCCCCAACAGCGAGGGCGCCAUCAGCGGACACGUCCGCCAGAUCGGGCUCACCAUCAACCUCCUAAAGGACGUUCCGACCUUUAUCUCUAAGAACGUUGAGAAGUGCAUGACGGACGCAUUCCACCCUCUGGGCAUCACGGACUGGAACUCGCUCUUCUACGUCGCGCACCCCGGCGGGCCCGCGAUCCUCAACGAAGUCGAGGCCAAGUUGAAGCUCAAGCCCGAGAAGAUGGACCGGUCGAGGUACGUGCUCGGUGAGUAUGGCAACAUGUCUAGCGCGUGCGUCUUCUUCGUAUUGGACGAGAUGAGGAAGAAAUCGGUUAAGGAAGGGCUCAAGACCACCGGAGACGGGCUCGAAUGGGGGGUGCUCUUCGGAUUUGGUCCUGGCGUCACCGUCGAGACCGUCGUCCUCCGCAGCGUGGGCUUGUCCGCUUAGGGCUUCGCGUUGGAUCCAGCCUCGCCUGCCUGCCUGCCUCUUCCAUCUAUCCCUAUUUCCACUUACGAUAUGUUGUUAAUCAUGUCUUUUCGAUGUUAUUCCAAAACCUUUUCGGUGUAUGUUUUGGAUCGUGAUGCGAUGGGGAGUGACCGUUCAAUGUUGUAAGUUGCACCCCAUCUUUAACUAUCAAUGCACUUAUGUUAUGUAUCAACCAAGAGUCCAUAUUCGCCUCGAAAUUAAUAAUACAUUUCCAUAUGAAACAAGGACUUUCUU